AUGGGUAAAUUUACAUCAUCAAAAAAAACUUAUAGAAAGGAUCCAAUGGGAUUAGGUAAUGUAAAUGAAGAACAACCAUUCCAACCAACCGAUUUAAAUGAUGGCAAUACAUUAAUGAACGAAGAUUUAUCUCAAGCUAUUAGCAACCCAGGUAGAUUAUUAGAAUUAAUUUCUAGCCCAGAAAGCAUCGAAAGAGAUUUUGCAUUUAAAACCAUUUCAGAGUUUGUUUUAGAUAACCCAGCCUUCCUCGAAACUUUUAUUAAACCAGAUACACUUCGUAAAGCAAUUACAUACACUUGCGAUCCAGAUAUUCAAGUUCGUGUUGCAGCAAUUGGUGCUUUUAGAAAUCUUACUGUUGCAAAAGAAGAUAUCUGUGACACUCUUAUUUCACUUGAUAUUCUCACUCCAAUUUUAUCAAAUUUUAUUCAAGGAAUUAAUUAUAUCACUUCAUUAAGCGAAAAUGAAAUUAAACAACAAAAAUCUGUAGAAUCACAACAUGUUUUAAUUCAAAUUAUUGCUUUAAUCAAUAAUUUAUGUGAAUCAUCAGAAAAAGGUUUUUUAUUAGUUUCAAAAGAAUGUCAAGCAAUCUUAUCAACCUUGUUCCAAAUUUUAAUUAAAAAUUCUAUUUUUAUUCAAGAAUUAAUCUUAACCAUAUCAGAAUUUUUAACAGUUAUUACAGAUGAUAAUAAGCAAUUAAAUUUAACAAUUAACAAUGAUUUAGUAUUACAAUUAUUCAAUGUCGUAAAAGAAUCAACCAAUAUGAACACCAAAUUAAAAGUAUUAAUUUCAAUUACCUUAUUAAACAUUGGUUCAUUAUACAAUAAAGAAUUAGUUAUUCAAAGUAUUACCCCAAUCCUCCUCAGUGCCCUUCAAUUCCAACCAAUUCAAACUCUUACCCAACAUAUUAAACCAAUUUUAGAUCAAUCAAAAUCAGCCAAAGAUAAUUUUGAUACUAUCGCCAAACAAAAUGAAGAUGAAUUAGAAAUGGAAGAAGAGUUUGUUGAUGAUACUAUGGGUGAUGAAGCUGAAGAAACCACAAAUGAAAAUAUAGAAAAUAAUAAUAAUGUUGUCAAACCUAGUAAUAAAGAAAAAAGAAAAGAAAAAAGAGAAAAGAAUAAAGCUAAAAAAACCGCUUUUGAUUCUUUAUUAGAUAAAGAAAAAGUAUUUAAAGAUCAAAAUGAUUUAUGGAAAGAUUCAUUAUCAGCCCAACAAUCCUCUAUCGAAUUAUUUGUAAAUAUGUUAUCAGAAGCUCAACAAGACGAAUCAAACCAACAAGAUAAUGUUUACGAUGACGAUGAUAAAUUCUUAGAUAUCGAAGAUGGUAAUACUACCUCAUCCCAACAAAUACUUUCAACUAUUUCUAAAUUUUUAAUUUCAACUUCAUUAUACCAAAAUUUGGUAGAAUUAAUUAACAAUAUUAUAAGUUUCGAUUUAACAACAUUUGCCAAAUCUAAUGUUGAACUUUUAUCAAAUGUAGUAUCACUUAAAGUUGUUCAAAAGAGAGCUUUAACAUGUUUAUCAAAUCUUUUAAUUAUUUAUAUUCCAAAGGAAGAAACUACUCAAAAAUCACUUUGGGAACUUUUAACCAAAAUCUUCCAACAAUCAUUUACAACAAAUGAUGCUGAAAGUAUCGAAAUGAUUACAAACUCAAUCUGGUCAAUUUUAAGAACCAAUUCUAAUAUUGGAUUUACAUCAGAAAAUGAAAUUAAAAACUUAGUAAAUUUAGCAAGUGGCGCAACAAACUCAAUUAAAACCAAUUUAAUCGGUAUUAUUGGUAUUGUAGGUCAAAAACCAUAUUCCCAAAGCAUAUUAAAAGAAAUCGGUACAUUUUUAUUACAAUGUUUAAGCAAAGAUUCACCAGCCGAUAUUAUCUCUGAAUCAUUAAAUUCAAUUUUCGAUAUUUUUGCUGAACCACCUGUAAAUCAAAUUGCAAAAGAAAUUCAAAUGAUUCAACAAUUAGAAGCUUUCGUACCAAUAAUUAGAAAUAAGAUUAAACUUGAUAAGAAAAAAUUAGAUAGAGCUUUACUCGAUCGUUUAGAUGAAUCUAGAAUUAAUUUAUCAAGAUUUAUUGCUUAUAAAAAAUCACAAAAAUAA
Messenger RNA from Dictyostelium purpureum, 2094 nucleotides. RefSeq lists its product as uncharacterized. The coding region runs from base 1 to 2094 and encodes 697 amino acids. The transcript is spliced from 4 exons. Lineage: Eukaryota; Evosea; Eumycetozoa; Dictyosteliales; Dictyosteliaceae. The record is from RefSeq and is a predicted model, not a curated record. Gene Ontology annotation, biological process: protein import into nucleus; ribosomal large subunit biogenesis.